GGAGGGACUUGAACUCUUGGAGUGUGUCGUUGUGUCAAGGCAACAAUAAUUAUGUUGGUGCAUCGUGCAGAGAUGUUACCACGCUUACGCUGGGGCAUCGCACUGUGAUGUCAUCCCCGUUCUGUCUUGAUGUCACUUUGAAACAUCAUCCCUGUUGCAUCACACCAGUUACAUGAGGCAUCAGGAUGUCACACUGCAAGAUCCUUAUUGUGACGUUGACUUGGGAGAAUAGCAUUGAGAAGCCAUCAAGAGGCCCACCUGUUGCAUUGCAAGCUUUUCUUGAGCACCACUCAUGGAGGCAUCCUCUCCAUCACAACGAGAGGUCAUUCACAUGUCACACUACAACGGUUGCACCAACAUGUCACAUCAGGGAAUUGUCCCUACUGGUGUGAGACUGUCCCCGCUACAUCUUGUCAAUCACAAUGGCCCUUGGAUGCAGCAUCCCUGUUGCAUUACCAUGUUUGUUCUGAAACAUCAUUUUGAGACUUCACCACGGCAUCCUCAAGUUCACCCCCAGCAUGUGGCAUGGAGACGAUGUCCUGGAGCACUGUGAUGAUGUCCCUAUGAUGAGAUGUGCAUCCCAAGGGGAAUUUAGGACCAGUUAACAUCCCACAAACUAGAUUUGCUAUAUGUGGGAUCACCACAAUGAAAUUGUGACCGAUCCCAGUGGGAGAUGGACCGGAUGGCCUAAUAUGUCUUUUCCAUCAUUAAUUUUAUGGACUUGCAGAGAAAAACUCACUAUGUGGAGGUUACAAAAUGAGUGAGAUUCAGAUGUGCACCUUUGCUCAAUGGGAAAUAGCCAACAGCACUCUUUUCCCAAAACAUCAAGGAAUGUGCACAAGACAGGAGCAACAAGGAGCAGUUCUAUAAUGGGCCAGCACUAAGAGGUACACUUCACCUGGCCAUGGAAUGGCCUAAACUGGCCUGAAAAAUCAACACUGUUAUUAAAGCAAUGAAAUCUGAAGGGAAACCCUCCUCUUUCUAUUUGUCUUGCUUUCUUGUGAGAAUAGUUCUGGACAUACACACAAUCACCAUUGCACUUGAACAACUUUGACAGGGCAUGAAAUCCACUACUGCAUGGAAAAAUCCCUGCAUUUCUUAAAAAUCAUUGUUGCUGUAUCUUUAAUGGAGUUCCUGGAAUCUUGACUCUGGAAUCAGGGAAGGGAUGCUCAAGUCUUUUAAGACUGAUAAGCCAGCAGCUGUGUUCAUAACUGCUGUAUGAGGAGGGUCAGUUUCAGGCAAAAGAAGCAGCGAUUUGUGUAGCGAGAAGCUGCCAAGAGUCCUAAUCCAGGUGGCCAUCCAGUUUUGAAGGCAGCAGAGCCAAUUUCAGCAUCAGCUCAGGCGCUAUUGGAAUUAUCUGAGGUGACCACCAUGGAUUUUGGAAGGCCUCGGUCGGCAGGCAGAGUCCGAGGGUGGUUCCGUACCCAGCCCACAACUUGUGUCCUGGAGAGCCUGGUCUUCAGACUGCAGCAGUUGUGUCAAUGGGCUCAUCUGACCACCGAUUCACCCUAGCUGAGAUCCUGUCACAAAACUAUGGUGUACGAGAAGAGAGAGAGGAGGAAGAAAAUAUGCAAGAGAAAGAAAAGUCUUUAGAAGAGCUGGAAAAGAGUUUCAGUGCAUCUCAGCUGGUGUUGUACUCGGUGGUUGUUCCAUUCCUGAUGAAGCUUUGUCCUCCUCUCGCUCAGAGCAGUGAAAUGCCAUUCGAGGAGCUGCUUGCACUUUACGGCUAUGAGGCAUCUGAUCCGAUCUCGGAGCAGGACAGCGAGAGCAAUGACAUCCCUCGCAACCUGCCGGACAUGACCCUGGAUAAGGAACAAAUAGCGAAGGAUUUGCUUUCAGGGGAAGAAGAGGAGGAGACGCAGUCUUCGGCCGACGACCUGACUCCAUCCGUCACGUCCCACGAUGCGUCGGACCUUUUCCCAAACCAGCCUGGCUCAAACUUCCUGGCUGAUGAAGACAAAGAGCCCUGCUCUUCUCCUUGUGCCUCCUCCUCGGCUGAAGAGUGCGAAGAGGACUCCAUCCCGUCCAACGAGUGCAAGAAGGAGAUAAUGGUUGGACCUCAGUACCAGGCAGCUGUUCCUGUCCUCCACUUAAACAGGCACUGUGAAAAAGCCUACGAGAAUGAAGAUCAGCUGCUGUGGGACCCAAACAUCCUCCCUGAGCGGGAGGUGGAAGAGUUCUUGUACCGAGCAGUUAAGCGGCAGUGGGACGAGGUCUCCAGUGCCAGUCUGUCAGAUGGAGAGAUGGUGAAGGACAAUGAGCAGGCUCUGUAUGAACUGGUUAAAUGUAACUUCAAUGCAGAAGAGGCACUGCGGAGAUUGCGAUUCAACGUGAAGGUCAUCAGAGAUGAGCUUUGUGCCUGGAGUGAGGAAGAAUGCAGAAACUUUGAACACGGGUUUAGAGUCCAUGGGAAAAACUUCCAUCUCAUACAAGCUAACAAGGUCCGCACCCGGUCAGUGGGAGAAUGCGUGGAGUACUAUUACAUGUGGAAGAAGUCGGAGCGCUAUGACUACUUCACCCAGCAGACUCGCUUCGGAAGGAAGAAGUAUGUCCUCCACCCUGGAGCCACGGAUUAUGUGGAUAACGACUUGGAUGGGGGUGAGGCGGAAAAUGCCACCCGCUCUCGGAACUCCCCACCGAUUCCCUCCGCCACCAGCUGCCUGGACUCUCGCUUCAAUCAAGAUCACCUGGCAAUUGAGAGUGCAGAGCCUCUGAGCGUGGAGAGCGCAGCCUGCAGCUUGGGCAGCAUGAGUGAGUCGGGCCAGGCUUACGAGUGCAGCACUCCCUCAGAGACAAACUGUUCCUUUGACCCUGCAGAGGACACGUCCUCGGGCGGCAUCUCAGCCACUUGCACACGGCAUCCAGGUAACCCCUCGGAAAUGGGGCUUUAUCAGCUGCCACCGGCAGGACCGGGCCUGGCAGAGAAACAGGAGACAUUGCAGAGCUCCGGCGAGACGAUAACUAUGGACUUCACUCUCCCCGGAGACAUUAACGAGGGGUUGCCUUUAAUUUCCGGCCGUGUGGAUUUGGACAGGGACCCAGAGGCACUGGUGUCCCCUGCUCAAGUGUCCUUAUCGGUCACAGAUUUUGGCAUCAUCGGUAUUGGAGAUGUAAAUAGUUUCCUGGCUGCUCACCAGGCCUGCCCGGGGCCUUUGUCACAGUGAGAAUUUCCAGUCUUGACCUUGUCACAGACCGAGCUACGACUUUGACCCGACUGAGUGAAUUCCCUGGGCUUCCGUGUUCCACGGGGCCAGCUUGGAGCUGUCGGUCGGAAUCUGUCUUUCCAUCUCCUUGAUGUUUUGGCGUCUGUCCUUCCAAGGCUACAGUGAAACCAAACACCUUUCUGCUUUAGUGCCGUCUGACACACCUGCGCAAAGCUGAUGGGAGGUUUUAGUAGGGGGAUGAGUCCAUGAGCCCAGCCUUCCUGGUGUCGCCACAGGCAGUACCAUGCAGUUCAGACAGCCUCUGGCCUGAGGACAGUGGAAGUAUCCAGUGACCCCAACAGAGGGGGCUUUCUCUAGGGAAAACCGGUUGCACAGUGGGUUGUUAUUGAGGAUGAAGAUGUGUAGUGGGCACUUUGGGGGCUGGGAUGGACAAUGUAAUCGGAGGUACAUGUGCUUAGGAAAGUGACAUGAAGAAGCACAGUCAGUCCAGGCUGGAGUGUCCCUCUGGAUGCAGAGAUGGGCGUGUUUGUGCCGAAGGAGGGGGUGGACAGGCGUGGCCAUUCACCCUCAGAUUUUGUGUUGCAAUAGAAGUAAUUCUCUCAUCUUUUCUUUUCUAACAGCUGUAGUGUGCCUGUUGAUUUGUUAAUCUGGGGGCAGGCAUGUGUAUUGAGACUGUGUUCAGAUCUAGAGCGCCAUCAGCAUCCGUCUGUCUUCUCCACUGCCAGGUCCAGAUGAGAAACAGCCUGUCCCAUCCCCUCCCACACCUCUGGCUACAGGCUCAGCUCUUGGAAAGUACCAUUUAGGGUGGGCAGCCUGUCUGCACAUUGCUCAACUCUCCUUCCCUUCCCAACACUUAACCAUUGGUUGUGCUGCUCCGUGGAGAACCCGAAUACAGGGAUGAGGCUGCAUUGGUAGCAGAGGGAGUUUCUAGUGAGGCUGGCAGUGGGUGACAUGGUCUGUAAAAUCCUUGCUUGCAUUGCAAAAGAGUUAAAUCUGAAUGAGCUGCCUGCAGAACUGCCUGACUGGUUCCAAGCUCAUUGAUCAGCUGGGGGAAAAGGGUAGUAAUAAUCAGUGAGUUGGAUCUUGGGACUUACAUUAGAAUCCUACAGAAACUGAAACAGAAGCUAGCGGGCUGCCUCUGAGCUCAUGGUAUACGUGCCCAGGAGGUGGGGGCGCACCAGCCCGCCUAUCCGGUGCUAAGCAGGGGCCCACACAGGUGCCAGGCAGGUGCAUCAAACCUGGGCACGUCCCUUGUAUCCUGUGCAAGCACAAGGUGUGUAGCUGUGUGCCUGAAAGGAGAGCUUUCAGCCCUAGUAACCCAUCCGAGCAUAUGACACUCACCGCUGGUAGGACCGCUUGUCUACCUUAAUCAUCUCCUUUGCCAGCCUGUGUGAGCACAUGGCACACAGCCCUGGCAAGAUGAUGCAACAGCCCUCUGGGACAUCAACCCUGAUAUUCAAAAAUGUAAUGUAAAGAAACUCUCUAUUUUGUAAGAGAAAGGAAUGUGUUUACCCUUGCAAGAGACAUGACUGAGGUGACCGAGAUUGUGUCCAAUGGCAGCAGGGCGUUAGUCACUGCGGAGCGUGCCAAACGAGACAGGGCCGUCUGUGGCUUGCAGAAGCCCAAUACCUCUCAGCUUCUCCGGCACUACCCAGAUUUGGGGUUUGCUGCUGGCUGAAUUUUCCCCACUCCUCCAGGAGCACACAUACACCCACGGUGCAUCGACGCUUAUGGCGUACGCACACUGCACACCCAGCAAGCACAGCUACACAUGGCAGUGUAGACAAGGAGGCAUCGCUGAGGAAAGUGGUACAGAGUGCCAGACACACCUCAGCUCCCAUAGUAUAGACCCUAGGCAGCUGUCUACCCACCCAAACAGCGGCUCCCCGUCUGUGCUGCUACUUUUACCAGUGGAGUGUCCUGCUGCCAGAGCCUUUCCCCACCGCAGUGAAAGGCUCUGGCAGCUCCCGCGCCCUGGAGCCUUUCACUGCGGCAUGUGGCUACUUGUGCAGUGCCUGUCCUCCGUGCUGUGGACGUUAGUCAUGUGCACACAUUUCCCGCAGGCUGCUGGCCAUUCGGGACUCCAGUGACAGACACCCUUCAUCCAAUUGCAAUUUUUUUUUUGAUAGCUGCCUUCAGGCCACCACCCUGAAGCUAGUUCUGCUGCUGAUGGAUUUGAAAUGACCUUAUCAGCCAUUGUGGGCUGGGUCCUCCCCUGAACAAACAGGCCGUGUUCACCUGUUCACUGUGAGCAUGAAGAAGGUGGAAAGUGCUAGUGUCCCAAUGCAUUUUACACCCACUUUGCACUGGAGCGGGGGAGUGGCUCCCCAAGGCACAUGGUGACGGAGAAGCCAGCCUUAUCUCACAUCACCUAAACCCCAGCUUUGUGUCACCCACUCUGUCAGGGACCCUGCCCCUGGCCAGCUCAGCUGAGGUGGUAAACUCCAAAGUACAGCUGCCUUGACCAUGAAGUCAGUUUGUGAGACAGAGGUGCUAACUCGGGGGGGUCUCCCCACCCACUGCUCCCGCCUGCUGGAGACGGGACACAAAUGUGAGCUGCCAGCACCUGGCCCAAGCCCCCAGGCUGUGAUUUCCUUUUGGGGGCCUUUCCUUUCUGAAAGGAGAAGGAGUGAGUAGGGGGAGGGUGUGGGGAAGCUCUGAGGCUUUUCCAGGGAGGGGGGAGCUCCCAGCACCCCUCCAACAGCCAGGUACAUUGGAGGAAAUUGAUAAACGUUUUUUCUUUCGUUUUUCAUUUUUGAGUCCUAAUAAGGAGUGGGGGGCGGGGAAAUGUCUCUUUAUUUAUAUUCUUCAAUGUUGUUUACAGAUUCGAGCGGGGGCUUAAAGCGAACGCGGCAUGUUUUCUGCACGCCCUGUCUGGGGAGGGACGGAAAAGGCCGGGGAGAGGGAGUCAGUUUUUGGUUUGGUUUGGUUUUUCUCACGAAGCACAUUUACUUUGAGCUGCCCCCAAUGCCAGACUCUUCCCCUCCCCCCCGGAGGCCCCGCACUGUGAAGUGAUACUGCCUUGAAAACCCCUCGCCGUUAUUUAUUUAAUUAAAAAUAUGAUUUGAAAAC
This is a messenger RNA of Dermochelys coriacea (leatherback sea turtle), 6236 nucleotides long. RefSeq names its product MIER family member 2 (gene MIER2). The transcript has 13 exons. The record is from RefSeq and is a predicted model, not a curated record. NCBI's taxonomy places the organism in Eukaryota, Metazoa, Chordata, Testudines, Dermochelyidae. Gene Ontology annotation, cellular component: nucleoplasm. Gene Ontology annotation, biological process: negative regulation of transcription by RNA polymerase II. Bases 1482 to 3164 code for a protein of 560 amino acids. Gene Ontology annotation, molecular function: transcription corepressor activity; histone deacetylase binding.